AGCAUUUGUGCAACUCGACUCCAUCUCCCUCCCUCUCUCCCGCUCCUCCUGGCCAAAACUGCCGUGCUCCUCUAGUGCGCUUCAUUCAGAUGGAUAACUUCAGAAACAUGGCUCUGCUGAACACCUCACUUUUACUGUUUGUGCUUCAAAUAUGCGCUCUGGCAUGGCAAGCUGCGGCGCGAGUGAAUUUGAGGAUGGAGGACACUCUAGAGGUUUACAUGGACAGUUCUGCAGAGAUCCACUGCCUGUACAACUUCACCGAGAAGCCCACGAUGGUCAUGGUUCAGUGGUUUGUGCGGGAGCGUGAAGGUCAUCGGGUGAGGAUCUCCUUCAGCGACCUGACCAUGCAGAAGGUGGAUGAGAACACGAGCUACAGCAAUCGUAUCAGUGUGCGAGCAAGCAGCGAUGGAGAAACUCUGACCAUUCAGGACGUUAAGCUGUCUGAUGAAAGAGAGUUUUUCUGUCAGGUCAGUGGACUGGCAAAAGGCAAUGGAGAGGGCAGGACUCUCUUGAAAGUUUUUGAUCCCCCAGAGCCUCCCGUCAUUGAAGGUGUCCUCUCUGGAGUUUCUGUGUCUGGUGACUCUCCAGCCAGGAUUGCAUCUUGUGAGACCAGAGAAGGCUUUCCCAAGCCAAACAUCACAUGGUACCGUGAUCACAUCCCCAUCCACCCUGCUAUUGGCUUGGCGAACGUGGUGACGCUAGUGACAAGGGAAUCCAGCGGUCUAUAUACAGUACAGAGUGAAUUGCAUUAUAAGGUCACCAAGGAAGACAAAGACGCCCACUUUUCCUGUGAAGUCAGCUAUUUUGUCCCAGGAGCUGUCAGGACAUCCGAGUCCAAAGGCAUCAAUAUUACAGUUCACUACCCCACGACCAGUGUGAAGAUAUGGAAAGAAUCGCCCGAGGGCUUGGUCAAAGAGGGGGACACAGUGGAGAUCCGUUGUCAGGGCGAUGGGAACCCCCCAGCACCCAUCAUUUUCAACCGAGAACAAUCAGAUGUGGAGCUGGAUUCCUAUCAGGGGCUGCUGGUUCUGAAAGAAGUGUCUCGUGCAGAUAGUGGUGUGUAUGAAUGUCACUCUCUGGACAAGCGUGUUGUGAACCAUGACGAGGUGGUGGACACCCUACAGCUCACUGUGCAUUAUCUGGACCCAGCUGUGGUGAUGCCCAAAGACUCAGAGGUCAUGCUGAAAGGAGAGGAUCUGACAGCCACCUGCAAUGCCCUGUCGUCUUUAGAGACGACUACUGUGUGGUUUAAGGAUGGGAUUGAGGUCGAAAGAGGACACGUAAUGAAGCUGCAGGACGCCACGUUUGACACAGCUGGACAGUAUGACUGUGAGGUGACUGUUGCGGCUCUUCCAGGCCUGCUGACCAGCGGUUCAGUCCAUAUCAUCGUACAGGGCGCGCCUCAGAUAAAGGAUGCGGAGAGGGAUAUUGAGCUGACAGAGAAAGUCGGGGGUUGGGUGAAUUUGAGCUGUGAGGUGAGAGGUCAGCCUAAACCCACCAUCACCUGGAGCAUCACCGGCAGUCAGUCUCAGAGCUGGCGAGAGGUUGUUAAAAGAGAGACAGAGGAUCAAGUCCAAAGCGUUGUGACGCUUAAAGUCACCACUGACACUGUUGCCAUCUGCAAUUCCACAAAUGACUUAGGAGUAGAAACCAAGACUUACAGCAUCACGAGCAUUCCAUUCUCCCAAACUCCAACCGCCAGAAAAACUUCAGUUGAUAAUAGUGGAGUGAUUAUUGUGGUGAUUAUUGUCAGCAUCCUGUUGCUGGCCAUCCUGGGCAGUGUCUUCUACUUCCUGUACAAAAAGGGCAAGUUACCCUGUGGACGCUCAGGCAAACAAGAAAUCAUUAAUGCCUACAGCGCCAAGGAGAAAACUAACAAAGACAUCGUUGUAGAGAUGAAGGCAAAAAAGACGGAGGAGUCAAUGCUAUUGAAGGGCGUCAAUGGGGAACAGAAACCUCCCAAUGACCAGAACAGCACCCUUAGCUCAUAAGCGGAGACUUGUGGGCGACUAAAGAUGGCGUCUGUACCUCCCUGCUGACCCAACAAUCAAGUCUUAAGAGUUGGAGGACCUCUUGUGGAGCAGCCACCUCUUUUGGAUAAAGUGGACUGUACUUUUGUAUCUGGUGUGUGAGCAGCAGUAUUCAUGCUUGGAUAAACGGGACGUAAACGUUAAAAGAAGAUUGUUCUCUAUUUUCUACUGUUCUCCGUUGUUUUUCUUCAACCAGUUUCAAGGCCAUGAGCUUCAUCCAUUAAACAUAAGCAAAAUGAAUCACUGAGUAAAAAGAUUCGUACACCCUGUCUACAUCUAAUGUGAGCACAAUGUUGAAUCAAAAACCAAUAGAGUGCAGCAGGGAUGACAUUUUUGUAGGCCAAAAUCUGGAAACGAGGUUCCAUUGUUCUGAACUCAAUGGUCUUUUUGAAUGUGUUUUAAGUUAAUUGUCUGAAAUAAGGUAUGUGGUUAAUACAAGCUCAGGAUAUUUUCAUGGUUUAUUCUAUGACUUUUGGAAAUUCAGUAAUCCAAAAGUCAAUGGAAAAACCCUGUCGGUUAUUUUCAAGGAAACCAGGGUGAUGCUUACUUCCGGGUUGGCCUACAAAAAUAUGUCAUCACCUCAAGCUGUUGCAACAGGCAUGAUGUUAAUUAACGCGUUGAUUUAAAUGUGAUCGUUUACGUAAAAAGGGUUUUUACGGUGGAAUUAAUUUUGCUUGUUUCACAAAUGAGGCCCAGUGUCCUUUAGAGACCACAAAACAUGUAUAUAUUAUACAAAUGUUUAGCGAUUGAUCCUACUUGUGACCUUAUUCGUUCCAGUUGUGCUUUUCUAAGCUCUGUUCAGAAAAUAUUUUAGUUUUUCAGUCCUUGCAUAAUGCUAUGGAAGCCCGUUUCCGCCACUAAAUAAAAAGUAAAUGCGAUUGCGACUCUUUAUCUCACAGUUCUGACUUUUUUUCUCAGAAUUGCGAGAAAAAAGUCAGAAUUACAAGAUACAAACCUGCAAUUUCAAGAAAAAGUCAGAAUUGCAAAAUAUAAAUUUGCAAUUGUUGGAGAAAGUCAGAAUUGCAAGAAAAAAGUCAGAACUGUGAAAUACAAGCCUGCAAUUUCAAGAAAAAUUUAGGAAUUUCAGAAAGUCAGAAUUGCAAUUGUAAGUUUAUAUCAUGCAAUUCUGAGAAAGUAAUCAGAACUGUGAGAAAAAAAGUCAGAAUUGCAAGAUACAAACUCACAUUUGUGAGAAAUAAGCUACAAUUGCAAUUCUGACUUAAUUUUUUAAGUCAGAAUUGUAAAAACUUUGCACAAUUUGCAUUUGCGAGAAAUAAGCCAGAAUUGUAAUUCUGACUGAAUUUAUGUCAGAUUUGAAAAAAACUUGCAAACUCGCAUUUGUGAGAAAUAAUCCAGAAUUGCAAGUCUGACUUUUUUCUCUGAAUUGUGAGUUUAUCUCACAAUUAUUAUCUCAACAUUGUGACUUAAACUAGCAAUUUUGAGAAAAAAAAAUCUGAAUUGUGAAAUACAAAGUUGCAUUUGCGAGAAAAACUCAGAAUGGCAGUUGUGAGUUUUUAUAACACAAUUCUGAGAAAAAAAAUCAAAUUGCAAGAAAAGUCAGAAUUGUCGAACUGGCAUUAGCGGGAAAAAAGUCAGAAUUGUGAGAAAAGAAAAGUCAGAAUUGCGAAAUACAAAUUUGCAUUUGUGAGAAAUAAGCCAGAAUUGCAAUUCUUUUCUUAGAAUUGCGAGUUUAUGUCAUGAAAUUCUGAGAAAAAAAGUCAGAAUUAUAACUUUAUAUCUUGGAAUUCUGAUUUUAAAAGAUGUUAAAUCAUGCAUUUCUGACUUUAUAACUCGCAAAUUCCAAGUUUAUAUCACGCAUUACCGAGAAAAAAGUCUGAAUUGCGAGAUACAAACUCAUAUUGCGAAAAAAAAUCUGAAAUGCGAAUUUGCAUCAUGCAAUUCUGAGAAAAAAAGUCAGAUUUGUGAGAUAAAAAGUUUUUUUUUUUUCAGUGGCAGAAACAGGCUUCCAUAUAAUGCUGCAGAAAGCUUACUUUGAUUUGAUUUUAUUUUAUAUGUGCAUAGCGGUUAGUCGUGUCCUGAUUUUCCAGUAAAUUCCAAUGGACCAAAUACUAAAUGUCAGUUCAGUGUCAAAAGCUGUUAAUCAAAAACCCCAUGUAAAGACACUGAGAAUAACAGAUGCUAAGUCUUCAUAAACACACAGCCCUGAUAUUAAGAAACUCAGCCCAACCUGGAUAACCGGAUAAACAUGACCCCGGGAUUCAGUCAAUAAUACUGAGCUGACACUUAAUACUGUGUGUACGGUCCAACUCAAACUACUGCAGAGCUCAUGUACUGUUUGUAAAUAGUUGUAGGGAAAGAAAUUGUAGCUCUUUGUGUUUUGACUGCUGAGGGGAAUUGCAGCUCCCUCUGUUUCUGCCUCAACUGCAGUGCCUGCGGAAAUGCGUCUUCAUUUCACAUCAAUGUUAGUUACACUGAAGCCUUUGUGUUGUCUCGUUUGUUUUGCGCAUGUCUUUGUAUUUGGUGAAGGGAAAGUUAUGUUGUUUUCAUAAAUGCCGUGAAUAAUAAUACUUCUUAUUAAGAGAAGCAGUACGUUUUAGCCUAAAACCUUAUGGCUCCUAUACUUUUUUUUUCCCCACUUUUGUUACUUUUACAGAUUUUGAGACCUGUCAUUCAGUCAUGAAUGUGAUUUGUUCAAAUGUACAGAGUUUUCUUGUUUCAUGUUGAAUGUGGCACACAUGUUAUCUACAUCAAGAAAGCUGAGCUCUAAUAACUUCAGGACUAUUGUUACCACACUAAACCACACUUGGACAAUUCAUAUUUGAUUAUAGCUGUGCUCAUGCAUUCUUUCAGCCUCACGUUAUGCUUAAAUUCCAUCGAAAAAUCGAAAAAAGCAAGCUGAUUUGGUCUAUUUUUGUGUUCAGACUUAUUUUCCUCUACAAGUCAUGUUCACUUCACAGCCUUUGGCGUGUAUUGAAGUAUAACAGAAACACAGGAACCUUUUUUGGAGAUUAAUAGUCUUUCCAUUGUCUAAAUAUUAGUGCGAGCCAUUUGAGACUGUCAGAACACUGUCGAACCACUGCAUACUACACUGGCACCUUUUUCCUGCUUGUCCUCGUGAGUGAAUUAUGUUGUAAUAGCGCAAACUAUCAUUCUCAUUGUAGAUUGUUCGCAAACACAGUUACGCAAUGUUUUAUGUUUGAUUUCACUUAUGGUUGUAAAUUAAGUACUUGUGGUUUGAUGCGUUUGAUGCUUGCAUUUUUUAUAUCAUUUUUGGCCAAAAAAAUAAAGAUAUGUUACAUUCA
This is a messenger RNA of Labeo rohita (rohu), 5293 nucleotides long. RefSeq names its product melanoma cell adhesion molecule a (gene mcama). The record is from RefSeq and is a predicted model, not a curated record. Gene Ontology annotation, biological process: angiogenesis. The transcript has 16 exons. Gene Ontology annotation, cellular component: plasma membrane. Lineage: Eukaryota; Metazoa; Chordata; Actinopteri; Cypriniformes; Cyprinidae. The coding region runs from base 90 to 1991 and encodes 633 amino acids.